Messenger RNA from Capsicum annuum, 3551 nucleotides. RefSeq names its product F-box/kelch-repeat protein At3g23880. The record is from RefSeq and is a predicted model, not a curated record. The transcript has 2 exons. Gene Ontology annotation, molecular function: protein binding. Lineage: Eukaryota; Viridiplantae; Streptophyta; Magnoliopsida; Solanales; Solanaceae. Bases 2031 to 3146 code for a protein of 371 amino acids.
AUCUUUCUGAUUGCCUUGUGUCGCUGUUCUUAUAUUUAUUGAUAACAUUGUGUCUUUGUCAUCGUAUUCUUUUUCGUUCUUCCUUUAUCAUGUAAGGUGCUUGGUACUUCGGCAACAUCAAAAUGCUACUGUUAUCAUAUUCAAUUAAGUUCUAAUCUGCCUACACAAUUCAUAUCGUGAAUCAUGUUCAUACAGAAUUCUUGAAUUCACUAACAGUCAAUGUCAAAUAGGAAGUAGCAUUAAUAAAGUGUGAUAUGAUUAUCUUCUCGUGAGGUUUAUGGAAGUUCCUAGAUUAGUUUAGUUGAGUAUACGACAAAAUUGGAUAUCGUAUUUCAAAAUGGACCUUUUCUGCCGAAGUGGUUUUGUGUUGAUUACUUGAAAUCUACGUACCGCAAGUUGUUCCAUUGUAUGUUUUGGUGUGUUCUUACCCUCCAGGAACUGGGAUUAUGCAUGUUUCCUGUAGUCGUUAAAUGUUAUCCAUCAAAGAUGAUUAGCGUUACACACACCACACACACACAUGCAUACAAUAUAACUGCCCUUUCCAAUAGAUUUCAAAGGGAAAAAUGGUCUGCUGAUUAGCCUGAAAGCUGACCUAUAGGACAUGUGUUUUUCUCCUACAAGAAGUAACGAAAAAACUAAAAAGUAUUUCACCUUCGUGUUGACAAGAAACUCUUAUCCCUGUCCCCUUCAUACAGAUGUAAAAAAUAGUGACGGUGUGUUGUAUUUUGGGGAUUUGUUGUGACGACAUGUCAAGCAGUGGUGAGUAUCGUCAAAUACCUGUUGGCCUUAUUCCCAUGAACAGUUUGGUUUAGAAAUGAUUUUGUUAUAUUGUUGAUGUCUUGGUGAUGUAGAUUGAUCGUGCUUCGUUCAUUCUUGACCUUGUAGCAUUCUUAUUGGUAAGAUAGCAUUGAGGUAACCAAGAUACAAUCCUUGAAUUGGUUUGCCUACAAACUGGUGCACGUGUUUGUUAAAAUGCUUAAAGUGAAGUAGCGAGCUAUUGUAGAGAAGCAAGUUUAUUGCGCACCCAAAGAGUAGUGAUUGCAAAUUUUCUUAAGGUUUCCAAACAAAAAAGGAAAUGGGAAUUGAGAUUUUUAAGUGAUCUCACGAAAUUAGCUCUAUGUCACCAUCAGGUUACUCCUACACAUUUAUUGCUACAUUGGGCUUCGGAAAAUCACUCAAAUGCUCCAAACCUAUUUUUGGUGGUUGUUUAGCCUUUUUCAUUUUGUUUCUAAAUAUGUUUAGCUUUAGAUAAUCAAGAAGUCAUUAAUGACGUUCUUUUAAUUUAACCCUUCUUUAAAUAAAGAAAGUUUUACAAAUCCAAGAAACUACUACAAAGUUGCAAUUUAGUAAAAGUACUCUUUGUUUUAUAGAAAUGAGUAGUUCCUUAAGGGGUGCGCCCAAGCUAAAAAUACUACUAAUGAGGAACAGAGGGAGUAACAAUUUUAAAGUACAGAACUCCAGAAUACCAAAAGCUAUCCUCGUAUCGGCAAGCUGGCAUGACAAUGUCCACAAAAAAAAAAGAGAAAAAAUAGAAAACAAAAAGAAAAAUAAGACCCAUAAAUGUAUCUGUGUAGUGCAACAAGUGUUAUGCCAUAAAAGAGAUCAAAAAUCAACUCCCCUGCCAAUGUCUUUAUCUGUCGAGCUCAUCGCCCCAAACUUGCCUAGUUUAGGUUACAUCUCCUGUGUAAUUUGCGAGUCAUUAUAUAAUAACAAACUUACCCAAUAUACACUCAAAAAAUAACAAUUACAGAUUUUUGUGGAAGUUCCAAGAAAAAAGAGGAAAUAAGAAUUGAGAUGUUUCAAUGAUUUUACUAAAUUAGUUGUAUGUCAUUAUGACGUUACAAAAAUCUUAAAUACCUAAAAUGCCCUUGUAUCGGCAAGCAGGCUUAAGAUUCGGGUUUAAUUGACCCGUCCCAACCAGUCAUCCAAGCUUGAAAACUUCUAGGGGAAGCAGCUCAAAUUUGAGUAGUAUAAAAACACUUUCCACUCCCACAUUCCACAGUUGCAUCAAGAAAAUACUGAUUCUUGAAAUGGCAAAAAAAUCUGAUUUGUCAACCAUUUUGCCACAAGAAAUAAUCUUUGAAAUUCUCUUAAGGUUACCUAUCAAAUCCCUAUUGAGAUUCAGGUGUGUAUCAAAAUCAAUGCUUUCUUUACUUUCAUCUCCUCUGUUCAAGAAAACUCAUGUUGAUUUUACCUUAAAGAACCCAAAAUUUACUGAAUAUAGAUUUGCUGUGUUAGCUACUGUUCAUGGUUUGGGAGGAAAAAUCUGCCGUUUUUACAACAUAGGGUUUCAAGAUUCUUGUCUUACUGUGGCUAGACAUAGUUGUCUUGGUAAAUGUCUAGCUCUGUCGGCUCGAAUUUUGGGUUCUUGUAAUGGGUUGAUCUGUUUAACUGGCAGUUCAUUGACGUUAAUGUUGUUGAAUCCUUGUACUGGAAAGUUUAAUGUAUUUCCGGAUACAGUGCUUGUGAAUAAUUGGGGUGGUGGUUGUUAUUAUGUUAGAUAUGGAUUUGGUUAUGACGCUUCUAUUGAUGAUUAUAAGGUUGUCAAGAUUUUCAGUUUUCCUCGGGUUGAGGGAAGACAGGAGAAUAGGGUUGAUGUUUAUAGCUUAAAGGAUAAAUCUUGGAAAAUGAUUCAGGGUUUCAAUAGUUGUUAUUUACAUGGAAAGCUUGGUGUGUUUGCGAAUGGGGUUCUUCAUUGGGAAGCAAGCCAUAGUCAUUGGCCGUUUUUGUUUUGGGAGAUUGUUACUUUGGAUCUGUCUGUAGAGAGAUUUGGAAAGACAGCAUUGCCUAGUUAUGAAGACGGAAGUAUUUAUUGGAAGUUAGGUGUUUCGAGGGGGUAUUUAGUUGGUUGUUGCAACUACGAACCGAAUAAGGUGGAUGUCUGGGUGAUGAAGGAGUAUGGUGUUGAGAAAUCCUGGACUAAAUUGGUUACCAUCUUGUUACCCGUUAACCUCAUGGCUUAUAUCUCACCAUUGUUUGUGGCAGAGAAUUGUGAUGAAUUUCUGCUGCAGUAUGAGGAAGAGCUAGUACUGUAUAAUUCAAGAGAUGGUUCAUUCAACCGAGUUGACGGUUACACGUCAGGUGAUUUUCGUCAAGUUCAAGUGGCGACCUACUUUGAAAGUCUUGUUUCACCUCAUGUUCAGUGACGUGAUGAUGGAUUACACUGUGAAGGAAAAGAAAUUAAGAGAGGGUACUCAUCAUGAUGGCAUUGUUCCUUCGAUAGACUCGAGCAUGAGAGGAUUGACCUACGGUCCAAAAGAAGCAUUCCAUUUUCCACCAUUCCGUCUAUAGCGUAAGGAGGUCCAAGAUUAAGAUGACUUGUUUGCUUUUAUUUCGGGUUUGUUCUACCGAGGAAUCGGCAAGAGAAGUAGAACCACUGUCAAACAUCAUAAAACCCCUGUAAGAUGAACUAGACAACUUUUGUUUGCUCUCUGUGUACUGUAAAAUAUGGCUUUUAGUACUGCCUCUGUGCUAAUGGAAUGUAUAACUUUGUCACCUUUCCCAAAAAUAUUUAAUUAGCUUAAGACAAUAUAGUAGAGUGAUUUCGUAUA